Molecule: messenger RNA, 537 nt
Organism: Eutrema salsugineum
Lineage: Eukaryota; Viridiplantae; Streptophyta; Magnoliopsida; Brassicales; Brassicaceae
Product: transcription factor bHLH167
Biological process (GO): regulation of transcription by RNA polymerase II
Cellular component (GO): RNA polymerase II transcription regulator complex
Molecular function (GO): DNA-binding transcription factor activity, RNA polymerase II-specific; RNA polymerase II transcription regulatory region sequence-specific DNA binding; protein dimerization activity
Source: RefSeq, a predicted model, not a curated record
GCUUAAAAGAGAACAAAAAUAAUGGAGAGGGAGAUAUCAGGUGAAGGAAGCUCAUUAUCGUUGAGGAAACAACGUAACCUCAGAGAGAAAGACCGACGAAUGCACAUGAAACAUCUCUUCUAUUUACUCUCUUCUCAUGUUUCUCCCACUCAUAGGUUACCCGUGCCUCAACUUAUAGAUCAAGCGACAUCAUAUAUGAUCCAAUUGAAAGAGAAGAUCAAGUAUUUAAAGGAGAAGAAAAAGGCAUUGUUAGGAGAAGUCGAAAAUCACUCUGAAGGGUCCUACCUUCUGCCGCAACUCACUUUUAAUUCGUGGGAUUCGACCAUACAAAUGAAUCUGAUUAUGGAUGCGAACAUGAAAAGAGUAAUGCUACACGAGCUUGUUAGUGUUUUCCAAGAAGAAGGUGCUCAAGUUAACGCUAAUUUUCAGACCUUUAAUGAUAGGAUCACUUAUACAAUCAUAGCUCAGGCUAUCAUAUUUCGGAUCGGCAUUGAUCCAUCAAGGAUCGAAGAGAGAGUACGGAGUAUCAUCUUUUGA